This is a messenger RNA of Phytophthora infestans T30-4, 1299 nucleotides long. RefSeq lists its product as uncharacterized. NCBI's taxonomy places the organism in Eukaryota, Oomycota, Peronosporomycetes, Peronosporales, Peronosporaceae. Gene Ontology annotation, molecular function: catalytic activity. The transcript has a single exon. Bases 107 to 1231 code for a protein of 374 amino acids. The record is from RefSeq and is a predicted model, not a curated record.
GCGUGACUCGAUUCCAAGCAAACAGGACGCGCGGGAAGUGGCCUGAUUACAGUUCAUCCAUUAGGAUUAAUUCAAGGUCAAGCGGCUUGACCUUGACUCAAGCCUCAUGAAGCCGCGCGAUGCAGAGCCCAGUCCGCAAUUCGCCAUCCCCCACACACGACCCCAAUCGUCUAACGUCAUGGUCUCCUUACCCUCCAUCGUGGCGGCUGCUGCUGUCGCUGUUGUGACCCGAUUCCAGUCUACCGACGCGGCCUUCGUAGCUUGUGCCGAAGCCCCAGCGCGACCGGGAGACCGCCGCACCAGCACAUCCCAACUCAAAGUGACCACGUUCAACACGGAGUUCCUGUUCCUGGGCAACGCACCGCACGGGCUCAAAUGUCCAGGAGCUGACUGUCGGUGGAAGACGGUGGCUGACGCCCAGAGCCACGUGAUCCAGAUCGCAUCCGUCAUCAAGAAGCUCGACGCCGACAUCAUCCAGCUCAACGAGGUCGAAGACUGCACAGUGCUGCAGGCUGUCAUUGCGCAGCUCCAAGCUCUGGGCGAUUCCACCUACAAGCCGUACGUGGUCAGAGGUGCUGACACGUCCACAGGUCAGAACUCGGCUCUGCUCACGCGUAUCGAUCCGGUCGUGGAUGUGCAACGGACGGAGACGCGGGCGACCAUCCCGGUUAGUGGGUCGAAGUGUCCAAGCUCCAGCGGCUACUCGAGCUCUAAAGGAGUAACCAAGCACUUCUACACAACCUUCAACGUCACGGGCUUCUCCAAGCCGCUCACGCUCGUCGGUGCUCAUCUGCUGGCCAAUCCCGAGAGUAAACCACGCUGUUUCGAGCGUGAAGCUCAGGCGACGGUACUCGCUGGUCUGGCCAACGCUGCGGUCGAUGAAGGACACCACGCCAUCAUCACGGGCGACCUGAACGACUGGUCUGCAACUGUGUUGGACAAGAACAGCAAUACACCCAUCAGUGCUGUGCUCUCCAUCCUCACGGGUAGCAACUUUGUCGACGUGGCGAGUAAAAUCUCGCAGUCGGAUCGCUACACACAGUGGUGGGACGAGGACAACAACUGCGUGUUCGAAGACAGCGAGGUGAGCAGCCUCGACCACAUGCUCGUCUCCAAGUCGCUGUCGUCGGCACUCAAGAGCGUCUCGUUCAACCACGACCUGUAUGCCUCGUCCUGCAGCGGAUACAACAGCGAUCACUACCCGAUCUCCGUCGUGUUGAACAAGGUCUAAGGGUUUUCAAACUGAACGUACUGCAGAUGUUUAAACAAAAUGACGAGAAAAGCUUUGGUUCAUCACGA